Salvelinus fontinalis (brook trout) is the source of this 7609-nucleotide messenger RNA. RefSeq names its product disintegrin and metalloproteinase domain-containing protein 22-like. Bases 560 to 3325 code for a protein of 921 amino acids. NCBI's taxonomy places the organism in Eukaryota, Metazoa, Chordata, Actinopteri, Salmoniformes, Salmonidae. Gene Ontology annotation, molecular function: metalloendopeptidase activity. The record is from RefSeq and is a predicted model, not a curated record. Gene Ontology annotation, biological process: proteolysis. Gene Ontology annotation, cellular component: postsynaptic density membrane. The transcript has 30 exons.
AGUCUAGAAAGAGCAAAAUGGGCUGUUAUUACACAACAUAGCAGUAUUACAGAUUGUUUAUCUUGACCGUGCCCUUCAGUGAUUGUGCCCUUCUAUGAUUAUGCGCAGAAGCGGUCAGAAGGUAGUCUAGAUCUGUAUGGAGAUGGAGCGUGCACACUACAGUUCCCGACAUCCUAUCUCGGCAAUCGCUGUUCUCCUCGCAUGUUUACGCAUGAGGCGCUUCUGCAGUGAGCUACUGGAUAUUGAUGUGCUUUAAUGUGUCCCCUCUCCUCCCUUCCUCUUACCUCUCCUCCCUCUCCGCUCUGUGUCCCAUAGAGACUCAGCGCGCUAAGAUGCACUUGGCGUAGAAACAGCAGCGUGAGCGUCUCAAUGCAGGGGCAGCAAGAGCACCCCGAUGGCCACCAGCACAAGAGACUGCGCUAAGCAGACGACCAGCGCGCACUUUCAUCUGUGCUUCUCAACCCCGAACCUCCUCUAGCGAAGAGAGAGGUGCCCAAAUCCGUUUUAGGAUAUCGCGUUUUUUUUGUCCCUCUUUCUCUCCAUUGAUAAAGAAGAACUGAUGACGAUGUAUCGGCGAUGGUGGAUUUCCCUUUUGUGCGUCUAUGGACUGAUGUGCAUCGUUCAUUCCAGCAAUCAUAUGCCUCGAAAUGGAGACGCCUUGUCGCAGGCGAAGGCUGUUCGUGAUGCGAGCAGGUUCGCGGAGAAGGAGGACACGGUCCCGCUCCGUCUGCUCUACAGCAUGCACAACCACAGUCAAAUCUCCCACGAUGUCAUCAGCACCAGGACUAGAGCCAGUUCCAGCCCCACACAGGGGAACCACGUGGCCCAAGCCAGCUUCCAGGUGGACGCGUUUGGUGAGCAGUUCAUCUUGGAUGUUGAACUGAACCAUGAUCUUCUGUCUUCAAAGUACGUGGAGAGGCAUAUUUCAGAAAGUGGAAAGGCUGUCAUCUUCAAAGGAGGAGAACAUUGUUAUUACCAGGGGAUAGUGCGGGGCAUCCCUGAAUCCUUCGUGGCCCUCUCCACCUGCCACGGCCUGCAUGGGAUGUUCUUUGAUGGGAAUCACACCUACAUGAUCGAGCCUGGAGGAAAGGACCGCGUCAGCGGUGAUGUUCAGAUCCACAUGAUCUAUAAAUCAGCAGGAGAAGAGGCAGCAGCUUACUUCCUUCCUAAUGUUGACCUCCCAGAGCCUCCUUUCCCCAGCCCUCCAUUUCCUGGGUCAAAGGUCAUCCACAGGAGGAAGAAGAGACAGGCCCCGCGGGUUGGAGGCAGUGUGGCCGAGGAGACCAAGUACAUCGAGCUGAUGGUGAUCAACGACCAUCUGAUGUAUAAAAAGCAUCGUCUCUCUGUUGGUCAGACGAAUAACUACGCUAAGUCUGUGGUCAAUAUGGCUGAUAUGAUCUUCAAGGAGCAGCUCAACACCCGCAUCGUGCUGGUUGCCAUGGAGACGUGGGCGGCUGACAACCGGUUCAACAUCGACGACGACCCCAUGGUGACCUUGAGGGAGUUCAUGAAGUACAGACGAGACUUCAUCAAGGAGAAGUGUGACUCCGUGCAUCUUUUCUCAGGGAACCGGUUCCAUAGCAGCUGGGGAGGAGCUUCCUAUAUGGGAGGAGUCUGUUCUCUAACUAAAGGAGGAGGAGUCAACGAGUAUGGCAAGACAGAUGAGAUGGCCAUAACCCUGGCCCAGUCUCUGGGACAAAACAUUGGCAUCUUUUCUGACAAGAAGAGGAUCCUCAACGGUGAGUGCAAGUGUGAUGACCGUUGGUCUGGCUGCAUCAUGGAUGAUGUUGGCUUCUACCUGCCCAAGAGGUUCUCCAACUGCAACGUGGAGGAGUACCAUACCUUCCUCAACAGUGGUGGUGGAGCCUGUCUCUUCAACAAACCCAUAAAGCUGGUUGACCCUCCAGAGUGUGGGAAUGGUUUGGUGGAGCCAGGGGAGGAGUGUGACUGUGGCAGCCCAGCGGAGUGCGAGAGGGAGGGAGAGAAGUGCUGUCAGAAGUGUACACUCACACAAGGCUCAAAGUGUAGCGACGGACUCUGCUGUAACAACUGUCAGAUGGAUUUUAUGGGCGUGGUGUGUAGGGAGGCAGUGAAUGACUGUGAUAUUCCAGAGAACUGCACUGGUAACUCCAGCCAGUGUCCCCCAAACGUGCACAAGAUGGACGGCUACUCAUGUGAAAAGGAACAGGGUCGUUGCUUCAACGGGAGGUGCAAGACCAAAGACAGACAGUGCAAGUACCUGUGGGGAGAGAAGGCGACCGCUGCUGAAAAGUUCUGUUAUGAGAAGUUGAACAUCGAGGGGACAGAGAAGGGGAACUGUGGGAAGGACAAAGACACAUGGGUCCAAUGCAACAAGCAAGACGUGCAUUGUGGGUACCUGCUAUGUUCCAACAUAUCGCCGGCCCCCCGACUAGGAGAGUUGCAGGGGGGACUGACGUCCUUCUCUGUUGCACAGCACAGCGCCUCGCUGGACUGCAGUGGCGGUCAUGUGAUGAUAGACGGGGACAGUGACCUGGGCUAUGUGGAGGAUGGGACAGCCUGUGGGACAGAAAGGGUCUGCUUCAACCACAAGUGUCUGCCCCUUCAGGAGUUCAACUUCAGCACCUGCCCUGGAACCACCGAGAAGACCAUCUGUUCUGGACACGGGAUUUGUAGUAACGAGCUGAAAUGUGUGUGUCACUUGGGUUGGACUGGAGACGAUUGUAACGCCACAUCUCCUCUCAGCUACCUGGUGGUUGGACCCACCGCCUCUGUAUCAGGUAUCACCAGUACUAACAUCAUCAUCGGAGCCAUCACUGGCUCCAUUCUGUUCCUGGCUCUCAUCCUGGCCAUCACCGCCUGGGGAUACAAGAGCUACAGACAGCGGUGCUACGUUGAGUCAGAGGUUCACAGAAGAUUCUGCAGGCAAAUGCCUCCGGGGGACUAUGUGAAGAAACCCGGCGAUGCAGACUCGUUCUACAGUGACCUGGCCCCUGGGGUCAGCACCAACUCAGGCUGUAGCUCCAAGAAGAGGUCUAACGGUCUGUCCCACUCGUGGAGCGAGCGAAUCCCUGACGCCAAACACAUCUCUGACAUUUGUGAGAACGGGCGACCCAGGAGCAACUCAUGGCAAGGAAAUCUGAGUGGAAAUCGCAAGAAGUCGAAAGGGAAGAAGUUCCGUCCUCGCUCCAACUCUACAGAGACGCUCUCCCCGGCGAAGUCGCCCACCUCCUCCACGGGGUCCAUUGCAUCCAGCCGGAGGUACCCUUACCCCAUGCCCCCCCUCCCCGACGACCAGAGGAAGGCCAACAGGCAGAGUGCCAGGCUGUGGGAGACUUCAAUAUAACACUCCUGUUAUCUACUCUGCAAAACUACUUAAGAACUACAUUUUCGUCCACUUUUCUAUGAAUUAAAAAAUACAAAGCAAAACAAAAUGACGAAAAAAGUGAGCAACUGGUAUGAGCGGAAAAUAGAAGCGGAGGAAGAUGAAGAGGAGGGUGUGAGAGUGUGUGAGAAUGUGUGAGAGUGUGUGCGAGGUCCGUCAGAGCUGACCUGCUCAGUAGGGGACGCUACAGCCAUCUGUCAUUCCUACACUGACAAGCCAAGACAGAACGAGGCAAGACAAGAUCCCUUUCAGAUUAGUUGGAGAUCCACCAGAGAUCAGCCCUUCACUCAUUGGUGAGGAAAAAGCAAAGCUGUUGUGAUGGUAACGGUGCAGACAGAGAGGAGAGGCCUCGUUGGGGAUGUCUCCCCCACUCCCAACACCCCAACAUCCCCCCAGCUUCCACCACACUCUUCUAGCUCCUCCCUCAAACUGUCCCACCUUACCUUACUCACCUCUCCCCCCAACCCCCCUCUAGCCCUGCCCCCAUGUAAACUCUCUCCUCUGAUUGGUGCUCCUCUCUGUUGAGGGGCGCGGACAGCUAUCAUAUCGGCAGAUUUCUUUACCAUUUUGAAGCACGCUGUUUAAUUACUGUAGAAAACUCCAACACUGUAUGCAUGAGAACCCCCUGUUAAUCAACUCUUCCUAGUGUCAUAAAGAAGAAUUCUGGGACGGACAGCAUGCGGGGGAUGGUGAUGUCAUACGUACUGUAGGCCUUUAAGCUUUCUUUACAUUAUAGGCUUCUUCUAUCUCUGUGAUCAGCGACUCAUUAUGAACUGCAUCACACAUUAUACUAGCCAACUGCCCCUGACAUGGACCCUAGACCCUAGCCACUCCCUGUUCUCUUUCUUUCGCCGUGUUAGGUUUUCCUGAGGGAUCUAGUUAUCGUUGUAAAUAUGUACAGCUUAAAGGCAGAGUCAUGUGUGCUUUUCUUUUUGACUUACUGAGAGGUGAAUGAUGAAGGGAUGCUCCCCCUCUUCUCUACUCCUCCUGCGGUGGUUCGUGUUAUAGACAGACAGGGUCUCCGUAGGUCUUUGUAGAGACCCCGUACUUGUUUUUUCUGUCUGUUUCUCUCUUUUCAUUUCUGACUGAACUCUCUUCUCUCCCGUGUGGCUGUGUGAACACUCCAGCUUUCUUUUUCUUCCACAGCAGAAUGUACAAACAGUGUUCUAUAUUUCCUCUUUGUGUCAUCCCUUUCUCUGAGUAAUGCACACUCAGUCACAGCCCGUCAUUAUUAAGACAGUAAACUUAAGAAUGUCAUUGAUUUAUAACAUUACUGAGCAUUUUAUCCAUUUGGAUAUUGAUAACGGUGAAUAUGAUUUGAACUAAGAUAGUCCCAUGAGCCCUUCCUCGCUACAAAGGGGAGAGAACAAGUGUUUUUUUGUAGUUUUAGAUGUGAUAUUCAUGUUCAUGGUUCAGGCCAUGGUGGUUUAGAGAAGUUGGAGAAAUGUCCUGUGACUAUAAUCAUCCCACACUACGGUCUGUGUGUACAGCAGGGACAGACUGGCCAUCUGGCAUUUUGGGCAAAUGCAAGAUGGCCUGGUCCAUUUUUUACACAGUGGGCCUGUCUUACUUAUUUUUUGGGGGGGCAAAAUGAUAAUUAUCUUGCUAAUAAUGGGGGCCUCGAGGAAAGAAAUGGGCCGUUGUGUUUAAAAUGCCAGAGCCGAUUUCUGGUCCCAGUCCGCCCCUGGUACACAGUGUAAGACCAGACAUAACAGAUAGAUACAACUGGAACCGACAACGCCACUGAGAUCCAACUGGACAAUGUGGGAAUAACAAUGUGGAAACUGAACAUUGUGUCAGAUGAAUUUGGAUUUGGGAUUUGUUUGGAUAAAAUUACUAAAAUGUGCAUUUUUGCUUUUGUUUUGUUUCCUACUGUAAGUUUGCCCUGCUGUCUGUAAAUGAUGAAGUGUCCUGUACAGUGCUUGCUGUUUGAGAUUUAUAAGACCAACAGAAUGACAAUGGAUCUACUAGCUAGCACACUAUCGCUGUUCUGUAGUAAUCUGUCUGUGAGGCUGUAUUACGAAAUAAGCAUGUCAUUGAAAUACUUUUUCCUUGAUUGCCAAUUGCUGUUAUCUUCUUGGAAUUUCAUACCACAAACCCCAUUCCAGUAGUGAACAGGUUUUCAACAUAAUCAACCAAGUCUCAAACAUUUUCAUGAAUGGCCCGAGGAAUCUAGUGGUUUAAAUGUGGCUUAAGAUUCAGGUUCAGGUUCUUACCUACUCAGAGUAGGAUAAAGUGUCCCUAGUCACUGAUCCAAGGUCAGUUUUGUAUCUUACCCCCCUGAUGGUAAAUGUUGUGAAUUGGGGAGUGGAAAGCUGAUCUUAGAUCUGUGGCUAAAGGGAAACAUAUUUGUACAGAAGUCACAACCCCCAUCCUGUAGUUACUGUACUGUCCAUAUCAGUUAAGCCUGCUGUAUGUUACCUGCGUAUGCUUAAGUUUAAAAUGUGGGCACUGAUCGUUUUGAUUUUCUACUGUAUGCACUAUAGAUAUUAAGAUCACCACAAUAUCACAUUAAUAUUGCUACUGUAUGACAAGUCUCAAGUAUUUUUUUUUACUCUUAAGUUCCUUUUAUAUGUUCACUUCUCAGUGUUGUGUACAGCCGUUAUUCAGACAGACCAACUGCAUUAUUGUUCUUCUGUGCGUUGAGUGGAAUGGAGAUAUGAUUUUAGUUUUUUAAAGCACACACUAGUCUCGGACCGCUCUGGCAUGUGAAGAUCUGUACGUGUCUUCUAUGGUAUGAGGAUGGGAUGCAGCUAUGGCAACAUGGGGUGCAUUAUGCUAUAGAGAUCUGUGCAGGUGAACGCAUGUUGACUAAAGCUCUCAUCAUCACUCUUGUCUUAUUUCAAUUACGAUAUGAUUGGCUGGUGCUUAGUAACUUGAGAUUUGACCAAGGGAUUCCCUAGGCCGUGGUAAUAUGAAAAUAAAGGAUCAUACUUCUCAAGCAAUAUUUUAAAUAUUAUACUGUCUUAAUUCUGACAUCUAUGAUAAUUUACCUGCAGGUCAUAGGAUUGAGGUAUAUUAGACGUUAGGAUGGUGGCAGGUGGAACCUGUCCAGGUAACAAGAUGUAACUUGUCUGAUGUGUGUUAUCUGUAUUAGUGGCUUGACUGACGGAACCCAACCGGACCCACAGAGAAACGUCCAAACGCACACAAAGUAUGGACAGAUUCUUAAAUGUAUCAAUACAACCAAGCACCAACCACCCAGCCGUAGCCUGUGGAGAAGUAGGUUAUAUCAGGCCUCUGAACGCACCAUGCAGUCUACUGAGAAGUAGGUUAUAUCAGGCCUCUGAACGCACCAUGCAGUCUACUGAGAAGUAGGUUAUAUCAGGCCUCUGAAUGCACCAUGCAGUCUACUGAGAAGUAGGUUAUAUCAGGCCUCUGAACGCACCAUGCAGUCCCAUCCUGCUGCAGUAUGCUCCUACUGCGACCUUAACUUUCAUAUGUACCGCUACAAAAUCUAUAUACAGUGGGUUCCCAAAUGAUUGACACCCUGCAUAAAGAUGAGCAAUAAUGAUAAUUCAAAUACUGAACUAAAUUGUAUGUAACAAAACUGGGAAAUUAUAUUUGAUAAAAAUACUUUUGCUCAGAGAAAGAUCCACCUCAAAAGGUUAGGGGUCAGAAUGAUUGAAACGCCAAAGGGUUCUUAUAAAGAAGUCAAAAGUUUCAUAUUCGAUCCCAUAUUCCUACAGCACACAAUGACUACACCAAGCUUGUGACUCUGGUCCCAUAUACCUACAGCACACAAUGACUACACCAAGCUUGUGACUCUGGUCCCAUAUACCUACAGCACACAAUGACUACACCAAGCUUGUGACUCUAAAAACUUGUUGGAUGCAAAAACAAAACAUGUCAUUGUGUGCUGUAGGAAUAUGGGACCAAAUAAACUUCUGACUGACUUUAUUUCUAAGAAUCUUUAGGGGUGUCAAUUUUGACAUUCCUUUCUGAGAAAAAUAAGUAUUACUUGUUAAACAAUCUUUCACUGAGCAACUGUAUUAGUAUAAAUCAAUCGUUUCCCCCCUUUAAAAAAAAUACAAUAUAGCUCACUAUUUUAAUUAUUUCAUACAAUCAUUAUUGCUCAUCUUUAUGGAGGGUGUCGAUCAUUAAGACCCCACUGUAUAAUUACUGCACUUUUCUUUUACUGUAUGCUGUACAUAGACUGAUAAUGCAAAAUCAAUGCCCAUAUUUUUCUUACAAUAUCAUUCAGUAUUGUAAUAUAUUUAAUAUAAAAUAAAACUUUCAUCUUUA